AUGAUCGGGUCGGAUCUCAGCAGACGCCUCAAGCGACUCUGCCGGCAAUAUGCUGCACAAGUACCCACCGCCCUCACACGGCUCGAGCUGCCCUCUCCGCGCGAGCUGUCAGAUGAGCUUGUGCAGCAGUGGCUUGUCGACCACUUGAUCAAUUCGCCCACUCCCCGCUCUCACGCUGAGCACACAGAGACCUCGAGCUGGUCCAGAGCUUUCUGGAAGCGUAUCGUCGCCGACAUCGAGCUUGGUCUCUCACUAGCUGGCCCGGACCAGCAGCCAGAGUGCGAAAUCCACGAGGAGAUCCUCUUCAUCCUCGUCCGUCAUCUGCAGACUCAGCUAGCCUCGACAUGCUUGAGACGCUACUACUACGGCUCGCUCGAUCCUGACCCUGCCUGUUGGCCAAGCGUCACGCUUUUGGAGGACUCACGCAUCAUCAGUCAAGGUACCACCGGACUGCGCAGCUGGCAGGCCAGUAUACGCCUAGCGAAUCAUCUCCUUGCCAUGCCAUAUCUGCUGGGUCGCGCGACCGUCAUCGAACUGGGUAGCGGCACAGGUCUCCUGGCUUGCUUGUGCGCACAGCUCAAAAAUCAAGAUCCUAGUCUCGGCGAAAGCCCACUGAUCGUAACUGAUCUGGACGAGCAAGUCCUGCUACGACUGCAAGCCAAUGUAGACUUGAAUGACGUCGCAUCGAAUGUGUGCAUUCAGAAGCUGGACUGGUGCCAACCGGAGCUGCCACGGAUACUGCCGAACGCGCCAAAGCGACUCCUCAUACUAGGCGCUGACAUCGUAUAUGACCCCGCGCUUUGUCGACCGCUGGCCAAGUGUAUCCAUCAGCUACUCAGUCUCUCCAGUGUUGAGUCAGGCCAGGCGCUCAUUGCUUCAACUGUGCGCAACCCACAAACACUGCAAACCUUUCGCGACGCUCUUAGUGCGUGCCGGCUAGAAGUCCACGAACGAACAUAUCAUCAGCCUGGAAGCGACGCGGAGAUUGUUGGAGCAUGCGAUGAAGAGCAGAUUGGGGGAGCAAAGUCUAUAAUGCUCGAAAUUGUUGCCAGACAACAGCAUUAUGCAGUGCAAUCUACAUGA
Mixia osmundae IAM 14324 is the source of this 1083-nucleotide messenger RNA. RefSeq lists its product as uncharacterized. The transcript is spliced from 5 exons. The coding region runs from base 1 to 1083 and encodes 360 amino acids. The record is from RefSeq and is a predicted model, not a curated record. NCBI's taxonomy places the organism in Eukaryota, Fungi, Basidiomycota, Mixiomycetes, Mixiales, Mixiaceae.